Molecule: messenger RNA, 2571 nt
Organism: Durio zibethinus
Lineage: Eukaryota; Viridiplantae; Streptophyta; Magnoliopsida; Malvales; Malvaceae
Product: Long-chain fatty alcohol dehydrogenase family protein
Molecular function (GO): long-chain-alcohol oxidase activity; flavin adenine dinucleotide binding
Source: RefSeq, a predicted model, not a curated record
AUGGAUCAACAAAAUGGUGUUGGCAGUGGGAGAGAUCAGGAGCAGGCGCUGAUUGAGUUGAGUGGCGCUGCCAAUAAUGACAAUCAUAUUAUAGACACUGAGGAACUCCUGGGGGCGCCACCGUACUACUGCUACGUCAACUCCCUCUCCACCCGCGAAAUGGAGUCUCUCACUGCCAUCUGCGAUACCUUACUCCCAUCCCUGCCUGUCUCAAAUCAUGUUCAUCAUCAUCAUCAUCAUCAUCAUGAUGCAGUUGCAACUUUUUAUCAGUCUUCAGCUUCCAUGUCUGAUACUCCACAGCGUAUAGGAGGAUUGGUGAGCGAGAGAGUGGAACAUCCCAAGAAAUGGUUGAUAAGAUUAGCACUGUGGCUGUUGUCAACAGGCCUAGGAACCUUCGUACUGUGCGGAAGGAGAAGCCUUUCAACCAAAUUUCCCUUCUUUCAUGCUUUCUCUCACUUGUCUCCACAGAAAAGACAAGACAUUUUGAUUUCCUGGUCUCUUAGUUUUUUCUUUCACCUUAGAAUGCUCUUCAAGGCUGUGAAGCUUCUCACACUUCUAGUCUUCUUCUCCCAGGUAGAUGACAAGAAUGAAAACUUGACAUGGAAAGCAAUAGGCUACUGCGGAGCUGACCCUGAGUUCAAGCCACAUGCCUGCAGUCCUUUCAAAACAUCAAAAUUACAAAACUUUAUCUCUAAGGAACAAGAGUACGAAGAAGACGGUGAAGGUGCGAAAGAAGAGCGUUUUGGUCCCCUCUAUAGACAUCUUAUUAACCUAAAACACCCACGAGACAUUGUCGCGGAUAACCUAGGACGAUUUGGAUUCCCGGUCUCUGUUCCUCCUAAGAAGAUCAAGACUGCAGCCAACUCAUCCCGUCCUUUAAUCAUCAAAUCUGAUGCAGUAGUAGUUGGUUCCGGCUCUGGAGGCGGUGUUGUUGCCGGUGUUCUUGCAAAGGCUGGUUACAAAGUGAUUGUUUUAGAGAAAGGGAACUACUGCACCCGAAGCAAUCUUUCACUUCUUGAAGGGCCAAGUAUGGAUCAAAUGUACCUGGGUGGUGGUUUGUUGGCAACUAAUGACAUGGGAGUUGUGAUACUUGCAGGCUCUACUGUUGGUGGAGGCUCUACAAUCAAUUGGUCAGCUUCAAUUAAAACCCCACAGCAUGUAAUCAACGAAUGGUGUGACCGCUAUGAGCUAGAGUUAUUUGACAGCAAAUUGUACAAAGAAGCCAUGGAUGUGGUGUGCGACAAAAUGGGAGUUCAGUCUGAAAUUCUUGAAGAAGGAUUCAACAAUGCAGUUUUGAGAAAGGGGUGUGAAGAACUGGGGUAUCCCGUAAAUGACAUCCCUAGAAAUUCCCCGCCUGAUCAUUACUGUGGUUGGUGUUGUAUGGGCUGCAAAGAUGGGAGAAAGAAGGGUACUUCAGAGACGUGGCUGGUGGACUUGGUAAAUUCAGGAAAUGGUGUGAUUCUUCCUGGAUGUGAGGCCAUUAAAGUUUUACACAAAAGAAGGAAAGGAAGCGACCGAAAAACAGCAACUGGGGUUGCUUUCCAGUUUGAGUACGAAGGGCACAAAGAUAUCUGCAUUGUGGAGUCUAAGGUGACCAUAAUUGCUUGUGGGGCUCUCAGUACUCCACAUUUGUUGAAAAGAAGUGGUUUGAAGAGUGAGAACAUUGGGAAAAACUUGCAUCUCCAUCCAGUGGCAAUGGCCUGGGGAUACUUUCCUGAUGAACCUUUGUCCGGUUGUUGGCCAGAGAAAGAGAAGAAGAGUUAUGAAGGAGGAAUCAUGACAGCAAUGUCUACUGUUGUUGCAAAUAUGGACAAGUCCGGAUAUGGAGCAGUACUGCAGACACCAGCAUUGCACCCUGGUAUGUUCUCAACUUUAAUGCCCUGGCUUUCUGGUGCAGACAUAAAAAGGAGAAUGCUCAGGUUCUCUAGGACAGCUCAUAUAUUUGCAUUGGCAAGGGAUAAAGGGUCAGGAAACGUGUAUUCACCAAAUUCAAUUAGUUAUCAGAUGGAAACUACCGAUGAAGAGAAUCUAAAGAAAGGAUUAGACAAAAUUUUAAGGAUCCUGGCAGCAGCUGGAGCUGAAGAGAUUGGAACACAUCACUGUAAAGGGAAGAGCAUAAAUGUAAGGAAAGUAAGCUCACAUGAGUUUGAGAGGUUUAUCAAGGAGGAGAGUUCGAGGUCACUAAGAAACUUAAAUACACAAAUAUGUUCAGCUCAUCAGAUGGGUAGCUGCCGCAUGGGGAUUGAUCCAAAACUAUCAGUAGUGAACCAGAUGGGGGAAACAUGGGAGGUAGAAGAACUUUUUAUUGCAGAUUCAAGUGUUUUUCCAACAGCUUUAGGUGUCAAUCCAAUGGUUACGGUUCAGGCUAUAGCAUACUGUACUGCACAAUCGGUUCUUGACGUUCUGAAGAGGAAGAAACUGAAUCGGCUGUCUCAAUCAUUGGGACGCCAGACUGUACCUCCACCUCCCUGAAGUGAAAUAUACAUGAGGAAAAUUAAGCUUGGGUGCUUCGGGAUUGAAUUAAGGGCUUAAGACUCUGCAGCAUAUAUGUGCGUGUGUCUGUAUAUAUAU